Molecule: messenger RNA, 2441 nt
Organism: Amphiprion ocellaris (clown anemonefish)
Lineage: Eukaryota; Metazoa; Chordata; Actinopteri; Pomacentridae
Gene: cbx7a
Product: chromobox homolog 7a
Exons: 6
Coding region: 235-1359 (374 amino acids)
Biological process (GO): negative regulation of transcription by RNA polymerase II
Cellular component (GO): PRC1 complex
Source: RefSeq, a predicted model, not a curated record
GAUGUGUCGCAGAUUUUAAAAAGUGAGGCAGGCAGGCGGCAGGAGUUUGCUGUGAGGGGAGAGCGAGAGCUGAGCGCACGAAAACAAGCGUCCACACCGGCAGCCAGCGGCACUUCCUCUGCUCUCUCCUCCUACUGAACUGUUGUUUUUAUUUGAUUAUUUUUUAUUAUUUCCGCGCUUCGACAUUAACAAGCUGCUUGGUCCUGUUCGGAAGGUGCGAGGCAGCGCGCGACGAUGGAGCUGUCAUCAAUAGGAGACCAAGUAUUUGCAGUUGAGUCCAUAACAAAGAAAAGAGUGAGAAAGGGUAACGUGGAGUAUUUACUGAAGUGGCAGGGAUGGCCCCCGAAGUACAGCACUUGGGAACCAGAGGACAACAUUUUGGACCCUCGCCUGGUCCUGGCCUAUGAAGAGAAUCAGGAGAAGGUCAGAGCUCUGGCCUAUCGCAGGAAAGGUCUCAGACCCAGACGGCUCGUCCUCCGGAACAUCUUCGCCAUGGACCUCCGCAGCGCCCACAAAGUCUCAGAGAAGCCCUCGUCUCGCCUGCGCCUCUCCCUCACCAGGUCCAUGAGCACCGACGUGGACCAGGUGGAGCGUGGAGGGAUGUACCGCCACCCCAACAGGAGGAGGAGCAGGCAGAGGUUAAACAGGAGUCUGACAGAAGACCCUGCAAACAAACCCAUGUGUCCACAAAGGAAGAAGGAGGAGGCCAUGGAGGAGGACUGGGACGGCACCAGCGAAGAAGACAAGCAGGAGUCUGAAUGCACCACUGAGGAGAGAUGUGAAGACAGUUUAUAUGGUCAGUCAGAGUGCAGCUCUCCUCCUCUGCUGGAGCGACAGGACUUGGAGAUGGAGGUGGAGGAGAAGGUGGACGCAGACCUGACGGCGGUAAGCACAGACAUGUGGACGGAGAGAUCGGGCGGAGAGACGUCCCAAACGAGACAGAAACAAACAUUUGCGGGCGACGAAUCGAAGGACGGCGCCUUGGCGUCCGAGGCCAGGCUAGACGUGGCUUCUGUGGGCGACGGGUCGGAGUGGGACGGAGGUGAGGAGAGCGUGGAGUCGGGGUGGGAGUGUGUGGAAGCAGAGAGCAGAAACAACACGACGUCAGUGAUAGUGAGCGUUCAGGGGAGCGGCGAGACGGCAGGCGAUGCUGCAGUCGUCUGCUCCGCCACUGAGGAGAGGAAGGAGGAAGUGAAAGGCGACAAUCAGAGCGUUACCACGAUGGCGGCAGACGGUCAGACCGACCCCGCCGCAGCAGAGCAUCCUGGGAAGGUGAUUGUGACGGAUGUGACUCUAAACUCCCUGACGGUGACUUUUAAAGAAGCCAUGGUGGCCGAAGGCUUCUUUAAGGGCUAUUGAGCGAAGAGAAAGAGAAAUGAAGAGAGAUUAAAAUAACCAUAAUUAGACUUGCCACUCAUUUUGUACAUGUAAAUAGUCAUGUGUGUAAGAUAAUUUCACAUGUUUACAAAGCUACACUCAUUUCCUACUGAGUUCAGUGAAUACAUUAUUGCCUUUGAAUAAAAAAUGAGUGGUAAUUUUAUCAUUGUGGCUCAUUUAUUAGGUGUGAUAGGAAGCCCGAGGCUCCAAAAAAUGUGCUCAGAUUAUCCAUUGCAUUCCAGCAGACUAAAUGGAUCUCAGUGGCAGGUUUCAUUCCGGGGGCCGCUGGGUUUACCGAGAGUAGGAGACAGAUGGUGAGACAGCAGCCGAAAACAAUACAGUUCACAUUACUACUUCGAUGCAGCUACUUUUUCCAGCCGUCCUCAGUGCUUUCCAGCAAGACGUCGAUCUCACACUCAGAUCUGUUCUCGGGGCCGGUUUCAGUCGCUCCUCUUUCUUACGAAUAACGUUUUGUAAAGAUGUUGUUCUUUUUUUUCUUCUUUUUGUUCCUGUAUUCGCACAGAGCCAACUGCAUGCCCUGUCAGUCUGCCUCACGUUCACAAAGCCCUGUCCUGUGCUUUGUUCAGGAGGUUUAUUUCUGUCACAAAAGAAACAAAACAAAGACAGAGGAUUAAUGCCUGCCGCUUAGAUGAAGUUCUGCAUUUCAAGGAAGAUGAAUGCACUAAAAGUACACAGUUGUGUUUGCCGUCUGUCUGUCCUUUAACUUUUCGAGUAUGAAAUGCUACCUGGUUCUAUUUUUGUAUUACCAAUUGAUAGUCCACUCUUUUCUCUAGCCUUUGUGUAUAUCAAAAGAGGAGAUAUCAGUUUACACCACCGCUGUUAUGCUGUGUCAGUAAUGUACAAAUGGAAGCAAAUGUACGUUAGGUCAGACUAUAGUGAGCUCUUAUUUAUUGCAUGUCACUUGUAUAAGCUAAACUAACUUAUGUCACUCAAUGUGUCCAAAUCAGUCGCUCUCUGACAAAGAUGAACUGUCAAACAUCUCUUCUCUCUAAAAAUGAAUUUUUAUUUUGACUGCAUUUCCAAUAAAUGUCUACUAAAAUAAA